This is a messenger RNA of Quercus robur (English oak), 2489 nucleotides long. Its product is annotated as beta-glucosidase 17-like. Gene Ontology annotation, biological process: carbohydrate metabolic process. Bases 839 to 2413 code for a protein of 524 amino acids. The record is from RefSeq and is a predicted model, not a curated record. The transcript is spliced from 13 exons. Gene Ontology annotation, molecular function: beta-glucosidase activity. Lineage: Eukaryota; Viridiplantae; Streptophyta; Magnoliopsida; Fagales; Fagaceae.
AGGGAGUUGGGAGCUAAAGAGUGCAGUGCAGCCAAAAGUCAUACAUUGAAAUUCAUCAUCAUCAGUUGUUCUUCUACCUUACGUCUUUAGCCUAUUUUUAUUGGUACAAUAAUUCUUUGCUAGUUUUAUUUUCCACAUGAUUUUGGUGGAUCGUCUGCCCAAAAGUUAAAGGACUUGGAACACUGAAGGCAAGUUAAAAUUCAGUUCAUUUUUCUUACUGUGUGAGAGAGAGAGAGAGAGAGAGCAAUGCAAGUUAACAAUGGUGAUAUGUAACAUAUGAAGACAAGUAAAUACUAUUUUAUUGUGCAAUGUGCAGGUACAACUAGUCAAAUUAUCCAUUCAAAAUAGGCUCUUGAGCUCAUAUCUCUUAACAUUUACAUUUUGUCUUUUAUUCUAAACCUUAGGGUUAAUGGUGACUGAUGAGUACGAAACAACCAAUUCACUUAAGAACAUUAUGGACACGUGAAGGAAGAAAAAUUGGUGUACUUGCUUCUUUCUAACAUUAUCAUUGGAGCCACGGACAAGUUUGGGAUAGCAACAAAUUAAAUGCAUGAUAAUAACCACCAAGACCUUUAGGAAUGCUGGAAGAUUGGUAGGGUACAAUUACUUUUGGACACAAUCAAAUGCAGAAAUUAACUUAUUGAGCAUUGAGCAACGUGAUCCAGAUGACCCAAAUACAUAUAUAAUUAAGCGUGAUGAUUACUUGCCUGGUUAACCAAAUGACACUUUUAGUUGAUUUUUAUGUGAAAAAACAAUAAACUACGUGCACUGAGAAUGAGUAAUGUAAUUCAACAACUAUAUAAGUGUGCUCAUUAUACUUUGGUUGGCCAACACAUUCAUGGGGAGUUGGAGAAAGUCAGGCAUGGAAAUUCAUUAUCAUCAUCAUCGUCUCUUUUGGUAUGUGCUGCUUGUUGUGGUCUAUUUUUUCUCUUUCACUGAAAGUAUAAGUCGGAGAGAUUUUCCAGCUGGUUUCAUAUUUGGAGGGGCCUCAAGUGCUUACCAGUAUGAAGGGGCUGCAUAUCAACAUGGAAAAGGACCUAGCAUAUGGGACACUUUCACUAGGGAACAUCCAGAAAAAAUUGCGGACCAUAGCACCGGGGUUAUAGCUGAAAAUUUUUAUUAUCGCUUUGAGGAGGACAUAGCUCUGAUGAAAGAUAUUGGUUUAGACUUCUUUAGAUUCUCCAUCUCAUGGCCCAGAAUACUACCUAAAGGAAAACUCAGUGGGGGAGUGAACCAAGAAGGGGUCACAUUCUACAAUAACCUCAUAAAUGAGCUACUGUCUCAAGGUUUAAAACCGUUUAUAACUCUAUUCCAUUGGGAUGUUCCACAAGCCCUUGAAGAUGAGUAUGGUGGAUUCUUGAGCCAAAACAUAGUGGAUGAUUAUCGCAACUAUGUGGACUUUUGUUUCAAAGAAUUUGGUGAUAGAGUGAAGUAUUGGAUCACAAUUAACGAGCCAAAUAUAUUUACCAUUGGGGGGUACGCAGACGGCACCACGGCACCUGGUCGAUGUUCAAACUAUAUCGGAAAUUGCACGCGUGGGAACUCCAGAACAGAACCCUAUAUAGUGGGACAUAAUUUUCUUCUUUCUCAUGCAGCUGCUGUGAAAUUGUACAGGGAAAAGUAUCAGACUUCUCAAAUGGGAGAAAUUGGCAUUACAGUAUCAAGUCGUUGGGUGCUGCCCAAAUACCAAACAGUUGCUAGCACCAAGGCUGCCUUUAGAGGUCUCGAUUUUUUGUUUGGAUGGUUUGUUGAUCCAGUUAUAUUUGGUGACUAUCCUGAGACUAUGCGAGCUUUGGUGGGGACUCGACUGCCCAUAUUUACUGAAUCACAAUCCAAGAUGCUAAAGGGUUCUCUAGAUUUUCUUGGAGUAAAUUACUACACUGCAAGAUAUGCAGAUGACUCUACUUCUUCUAGUAGCGUCAACCUAAGUUACACAACAGAUAGCCACGUAAAUCUGACCACGGAGAAGGAUGGCAUUCUUAUUGGUCAACCAACCGCUGCUGACUGGCUUUUCAUUUAUCCAAGAGGAAUUCGAGAACUUAUGCUAUACAUAAAUAAAAAAUACAAUAAUCCGCCUAUUUUCAUUACCGAAAAUGGAGUUGCUGAUAAUGGCUCAUUGCCGAUUCAAGAGGCUCUCAAUGAUAGCUUAAGGAUAAAUUACUACCAUAGUCAUCUAUCAAAUCUCUUAAAGGCUAUAAGGGCUGGGGUUGACGUGAGAGGAUACUUUGCGUGGUCAGUUCUUGAUGACUUUGAGUGGAAUUCUGGUUAUACUCUUCGAUUUGGCAUCACUUACAUAGAUUACAAAAAUGGGCUGACAAGAUACAUGAAAUGCUCUGCUCUGUGGUUCAAAAAUUUUCUCCAAAAGGAAAAUGUCAUCAAAAGCGAACCUUUGUUGUACAUGAGUAGUAAUUGAAUUUUGAGCAACUGAUUUGUUGUAUGUUGAACUAAUUGUUUCACUGUAUCCUCCAGCAUGCACUUAUUCUGAAAAU